AUGCGUGGCAUCACCUGCUUGGUCAGCGAGACCUCCUUGCUGGAUCCUAUGGAGGGAAUCCGCUACCGUGGUCGGACGCUUCAGGAAUGCAUGGACCAAUUGCCAAAGGCUCCUGGAAGCAAAAUUGGCCUCCCCGAGGCCUCCUUUUGGCUGCUCCUGACGGAUGAAAUGCCUUCAGAUGCAGAAGUCAAGGCCCUGAAUGAGGAACUUCACAAGAGGUCCACACUUCCACAAAGUGUUGUGACUAUGAUUGACAGCUUGCCCAAGGAGACUCAUCCAAUGACUCAGCUCAGCAUGGGCCUCUUGGCCCUGCAGCCUACCAGCGAAUUUGGGAAGGCAUACAGAUCAGGCAAUUUGAAGAAGACUGACUAUUGGGUCUACACACUGGAGGACGCGUUGUCCCUCGUGGCAAAAGUUCCCGUGCUGGCCGCUCGAAUUUUCCGGAACGUCUUCAUGGAGGGCAAGCACAUCCCGAGCGACCCAUCAUUGGACUGGGCUGGCAAUUAUGCUCAGAUGCUCGGAGACCAAAGUUUGCCUCCAUUUGAGCCGUUGUGCCAAAUACCUUCCACUUUGUAUCAGCCAAAGCUGUGGAAGGAUGAGAACGAAGAUGCGCAGUCUGGUAGUGCACGCCUCGUUUCUCACUUGCCGCAUUGGCGGUUGCGUGCUUUGUGGCGACAGUGGCAGCAGCGUUCACGACGGAAACGGCGCUUACGACAGAUAGAUCAGCUGCUGGGGAGUGUGGUCACAGGAUGCCUGCGACAAAUGCUGUGGGCAUGGCAGAAAGUGCUCUUGCGGAAGGCGAUGCUUUUGCGAAGACAGCACGUUGCCAAAAAACUUUGUGACUUUCGAUGGCGUCAUCAGCAACUCAAACCUUUCCAUGCCUGGAAGGCAUUUUCACGAAGCCAAAGGGCUUCUGUUUUGCAGUCUUCGCAUGCAUCUCGUGCUUCAUAUGUUGUGAAAGACUCGAAACGUUUGGACCCAGCAAGUCCAUGUGCAGAUCCAUGGGAUUUGGGCUGCUGGGUCUUGCGUUUCUGGCACCUUACAACCUUAAGCAGCUCAUCGACCAAGUCGCUUCACUCGCGUACAGCAAGUCUGCGGCUGGAGCAGCGGGCAGCAGCGCAUUUCCUUGCUGUGGCACGGCAAGACGAACUUUCGUCCAAGUGUGUUUCUGACGAUGCUUUGUUCAAGGAUGUCACACGUUUGUACCUGAUGCUGCAUGCUGACCAUGAGGCUGGCAAUGUCUCUGCCCACACGACUCACUUGGUUGGUAGCGCCUUGAGUGAUCCGUAUUAUGCCUAUGCUGCUGGGGUUUGCGGCUUGGCUGGCCCUCUUCAUGGCCUUGCCAAUCAGGAAUGCCUUCGUUGGCUGAAGAACACCAAAGCCGAGCUGGGAGGAAAAGAACCUACUGUCGAGCUGCUCACCCAGUUUGCCAAGGACACUUUGGCGUCUGGAAAAGUGAUUCCAGGCUUUGGACACGGAGUCUUGCGCAACACCGACCCGCGCUAUACCAUCCAGCGGCAGUUUGCCCAGGACAACUUCCCAAAUGACCCACUGGUGAAGCUGGCAGAAGUCUGCUUCCAGGCGAUUCCUCCGGUGCUGGAAGCCACAGGGAAGGUGAAGAAUCCUUGGCCAAACGUGGAUGCUCUCUCCGGCACGUGCAUGCAGUACUUUGGCUUGAAUCAGGAGGACUACUACACGGUUAUCUUUGCUGUCUCGCGUGCGCUGGGUUGCAGCUCUAACUUGGUUUGGUGCGGAACCCAUGAUGGAAGUGGAUGGGCUUGGCUAGAAGCUAGAACUAGGCGAACUUAUUUCAUCACAGCUUCAAAUGACAUCCUCGCAGAGGGGGGUUCCUUGAUUGCAAUUCAUGCAAAAGUGCAGAUACCGAAGGAUAUAAGUCUACUAUUGGUCUAUUGUAGUUGUCAGUCGUCUCCUCAUAGUUUACUUGCUUUUUGA
This is a messenger RNA of Cladocopium goreaui, 1953 nucleotides long. The record is from the annotation of a GenBank genome assembly. NCBI's taxonomy places the organism in Eukaryota, Dinophyceae, Suessiales, Symbiodiniaceae.